Molecule: messenger RNA, 2553 nt
Organism: Lepus europaeus (European hare)
Lineage: Eukaryota; Metazoa; Chordata; Mammalia; Lagomorpha; Leporidae
Gene: USP18
Product: ubiquitin specific peptidase 18
Exons: 14
Coding region: 496-1653 (385 amino acids)
Biological process (GO): protein deubiquitination
Cellular component (GO): cytosol; nucleus
Molecular function (GO): cysteine-type deubiquitinase activity; cysteine-type endopeptidase activity
Source: RefSeq, a predicted model, not a curated record
UUAAUCCCUCUUUUCUCCUCUUUUUUUCCUAGGAAGAAAGCCAAAAGGAUUUUUAAACAUAAAAUUCCAUUCUAAUGCCUGUGAAAAUCUGUGUUCAGUGUAUCUGAAAAUUAACACAGUGGCUUGAAUUUCGUACUUAACAGCACUGAGGUGGUAUACUUUGAAACUGUUCCAGAAAACAGGGCAAAUAUUUUAAACCAUUUAAAAACAUUUCAUAUGAGGCUUUAUUUUUGGUGUUACAACAUGCAGAGUGAGGUGGAGUGUUAAGGAAGGCAGAGUGGACAGCGAGAGUACUUUUUGUUUUUUUUUUUUGAUACUAACCAUUCUAUUGGGAGAUUCUUGAGUCGUUGGUUUCCAGCUUCAUUCCACUGUGAUCAGAGAAGAUGCAUGAGCUUUCACUGUGCCCUGCUCAUGAUAGCUCUUCUGAAAAUGGAGUCAUGUGGUUCUAAACACCAGCCAGGCAGCCUCAGCCUGGGAGUUUUGGAGUGAUCCCUAAUGGGCAAAGUGUUUGGGUUCCUGACGAGAACCUGCCGGUCAGUCCUGGCUGAGUCUCUACAGUUUCCAGCACAGUCUGUUGAGAAGGAGGAGGAGAACAACAUGAAGAGGAAGAGAGAGAAGCUGAGAGAACGUCAUGGUCCCUGGGACUACCGUCACGGCCUAGUUGGUUUAUACAACCUUGGACAGACCUGUAGCCUUAAUUCCCUGAUUCAGGUAUUCAUCAUGAAUGUGGAAUUCACCAAGAUAUUGAAGAGGAUAACAGUGCCGAGGGGAGUGGAGGAGCAGAAGAGAAGUGUCCCUUUCCAGUUGCUUUUGCUGCUGGAGAAGAUGCAGGACAGCCGGCAGAAGGCGGUGAGACCCAUGGAGCUCGUCUCCUGCCUCCAGAAGUACAAUGUGCCAUUGUUCGUCCAGCAUGAUGCUGCACAGCUCUACCUCACGGUUUGGAACCUGAUUAAAGACCAGAUCACAGAUGUGGACUUGGUAGAGAGGCUGCAGGCCCUGUAUACAAUUGGGAUAAAGGAGUUCCUGAUUUGCCUGGACUGCACCAAGGAGACUAGCAGAGACAGUAGCUUGCUGACCCUCCCUCUUAGUCUUUUUGAUAUGGAUUUAAAGCCCCUGAGAACACUGGAGGAUGCGCUGCGCCGUUUCUUGCAGCCCACGGAGUUAUCAAGAAAAAGCAAGUGCUUCUGUCAGAACUGUGGAAAGAAGACCUACAGAAAGCAGGCCUUGAAGCUGACCCAUUUGCCCUUGACCUUGACGAUCCACCUCCAGCGAUUCUCAGUCAGCAAUUCACGGACACAAAAGGUCUGCCACUCCCUGUAUUUCCCCCAGAGCUUGGAUGUCAAUCAAGUCCUUCCAAGUGAGCAAGCCCUCAGCGAUGAUGAGGAACAGUCUGGAGGACAGUACGAACUCUUUGCUGUGAUCGCUCACAUGGGAUUGGCUGACUUUGGUCACUACUGUGCCUAUAUCCGGAAUUCUGUGGAUGGAAAAUGGUUCUGCUUCAAUGACUCCAAUGUUUGUUGGGUGUCCUGGGAAGACAUUCAGUGCACCUUUGGAAAUCAUAAUGACCGCUGGAUCUUUUCUUUAUGUUUCACUGUGGUGAGUUUGAUUACAACAUGUCGUGGCGUGAAACUGCCUAUCUUCUGGUUUACAUGAAGACUGAGUGCUAAUGAAUGUACCCUAAACUUUCAGAGACUGAAAAAACAUCAUUUCCUUUUUCUAUCCCUGACACUGCUGCCAAAGAGAUUGUACAAUGAGAAGAAGCAUCGUUUUCACACUAUAUAAUUAUAUCUUAUUUAUAACCAGGGGUGAUUAUUACUGUGCUUUGGAUGUGAUGUGUCUCCCCAAGGUUCUUGUGCUGGAGGCUUGGUAUUCAGUGUGGCACUGUUGAGUUGGUGGGCUCUUUAAGAGGUGGGGCCCAGUGAGAGGUAAUUAGCUCCAUGUGGUCUCCUUGUCCUGGGCACUGAUGGUUCCCUUCUGUUCUACUGCGGUGUCUGAUGGUUCCUUUCUGUUCUACCGUGGUGUUCUGGUGCAGCCAGAGACUCCUUGCCAGGAUGCUUAUACUGGUUGGGACCCUCCAGCCACCAAAAUUGUGAACCAAAUAAUUAAAUAUCUUUGCUUUGUAAAAUACCCAACCUUAGCUAUUUUAUUAUAGCAAUAGAAUGCAAUUAUCAAAAUAAUGCAAAAUAAUGCAAUUAUCAAAAUAGUUAACAACAAGACUACGUAGGUUUCGAUUAGUCAUAAUGGAUACUUUCAUCAGUGGACUCUGGUCACAUGGUUGAAUCGAGGCAUUAGCCCUUCAGUUGGGAGGUUGUGGGAGUCCAGGUACUCCUAUGGGGGAAAGUACCAGUUGUGGGAGUCAUUUGGGUGAUAAGGAGCAAUGGUAGAGAAAUAUUUCAAAGUUUAAAACUGAUGUGAACACAUUGUUGUGUACUGGAUGACUAUCACUCUCUAUAUAAUUUAUAAUUUUUAGAACCAUAAUUAAUUCCAUAAAGGUCAAAUGUUUUGUGAUUAUUAUUCAUUGGCUAGGCAAAAUAAUGAAUAAAGUUCUUUUCC